Messenger RNA from Microcebus murinus (gray mouse lemur), 1896 nucleotides. It is a transcript of the gene PATE3, whose product is annotated as prostate and testis expressed 3. The record is from RefSeq and is a predicted model, not a curated record. NCBI's taxonomy places the organism in Eukaryota, Metazoa, Chordata, Mammalia, Primates, Cheirogaleidae.
AAAGAGUUAGUGUAAUGCAAACCCAAACAUGUUAAUUAUUGUUUUUCCCUGGUGUGGGGAAGACAGCCAAUGAACUUGAACUUCAAGAGAAAACUCCAUGUGACUGGCUCCCCUUAGGCUUAAAGUAUCACUAGCCUAUGAUGAGAGAGCAAGUUUCUGCCCUGGAGCCUGAAGACCUGUGCUUGCAGCUGCCUUCUCUUGCACAGGAGACUCCUGGGCUGGGAUGAAUAAACACUUCCUGUUGCUCUUCCCCCUGUGCUGCUUCAUUGUGGCAGUGACAUCACUUAGGUGCAUAACAUGUCACCUUCGCACACGGACAGACCACUGCAGAAGAGGCUUUGGUGUCUGUAUUGCUCAGAAGCACGAGACAUGCAUGGUAUUAAAAAUCUUUCAGGAUGAUGCUCUCCAGAUAUCAUAUAUGGUGUGUCAGAAAUUCUGCAGAGACUUGACAUUAGAUCUCAAUAAUCGAAUUUAUGUUCAUCAAUGCUGCAACUACGAUUAUUGUAACUUCAAACUCUAAGCUAUUUGCCCUCCUGAGGUCUCACUUGGAAAUGUCACUGAUGUUUCUCACCCUUCACACUCUGCCUACCCUUGCUUUCUUCCUCUGUCUGUCCUGACAAUAUCCCUGCUCUCUCCUUAAUUGUCAUCCUUCCUUCUGCCUUCAGCUUGGCUCCUCCCUUGGUCAGGGAAUAAUGGUUCUGAACAGUGAAUUUCUUCUAUUACAGGGAUUAUUAGCAUUUCCAUACUUCAAGAAGCCUGGCUGAAGAGGCUUUAUAUAGUAAAAUUUAAAACAGGGCCAUGCUAGAACCUUAUAGUUAGAAGAUUAAGGUGGACUAGAAAGACUUCAGCUAAAAGUUCACAAAUAUUUUUAUCUAAAAUCCCCAUGUAUCACUACAAUGACUUAGCAGAAAUAACAACAAAGUGAAUGGUGAAUACUGAAGAUUUUCCUCUAUAGACACAAAGUUAUUUAUACCAGCAGACAGUGCCCACUUAAGACUCAGUCAUUGUGAUUUUCUGGACAUUUACAUAGUACUUCCUUACACAUGCUAGGAGAUAGGCCCCUGUGACAUUCUUAGCUCACACACAGCCACUGCUAUUCCUGUCAAGACACAUUCAAGGUGCAUCACAGCUCUCCUUUCUUCCCCUUCCUUUCCUAAGGCUUCUAUCUUGCUUUAAUCCUUUGCCAUUCAUCCCCUCUAUUUCCUCCUCACCUCCACUGUCACCUCCCCAUUGCCACACAGACUCUCCUCUAGAAGCAGGAUGCCCUUCAAUGCCCUGCCCCAUAUAUCACAGGGCCCCCGAGGUAUAUUACCCAGGCCAGACAGCCUUUCAGGAUCCCUCAGCUGUAGUGAAAAGUGGGACAUGCACAGUCAACAUUUCAUCUGCCGUGGGCAGCUUUUUUGGGUCUUGGGGAACCACCUUACAAUAGAUCCAAGACUCCUCCUAUUCUUUGCUGCCCAUCUGCAAAUAAUAAAGCCAUGUUCCAUAACUUGUGUGUGUGUACUCUGCCUCACUGGACUCAGACAGCUAGGUAACCAGUGCAUAGCAGACCUAAACAGGAGCCCAGGAUACUAUGGGCAGAAGUAUGUGAACUCCUGUUCCUGGUGGUGGCAGGUGAUGAUCUUUGCUGUUUUCCAUGCAGAAGACGUUCUCACUUGGGAUUGGUGAUUAGCAUCACACUCUAUCUCCAUAGACUAACUUUGCCUGUUCUUCAACUAAUUAUAAAUGAAACCGCACAGAAGGUAUUCUCUUGAAUCCAGCUUCUUUCACUCGCCAUAAUAUUUUUAAGAGUUAUGCAUGUUGUCGCUAAUAUCAAAGUUUAUUCUUUUUUAUUUCAUUGUAUGCAUAUACUACAAUUUAUUAAACCCCGUCUCUUAGUCUGGUAUUAUUGUAUUU